UUAAGUAGUAGAGAUAGAGAUAGAGAUAUACCUGGAGACCACCUGAAUUUCGUUUCAAACGUGAAACAACUCAGCCAUCCCGAAGGUUUAGAGUACAACUAGUAUAAUGAAAAAUUGUCUCUUCUUCUUCCUCCUCAUCCCGGCGAACGAUCAGCCUGAUUCGACCGUGAGCGCGAGGAUCGCCUUGCCUAAAUAGAUUUGUCUCAUCGAUUCUUCUUCUUUGAUUCAGCAUGGCAAACAAUCAGGAGCGGCCAAAAUGCAGCUGCGUCCAGUCCAGCUGCACCCAGCUAUAUUGCCGGUGUUUCCGCUCGCGUUACUUUUGUUCAGACAACUGCAAUUGUUCUGGCUGCUACAACAUUAAAUAUUACGAGGAUGCGAUAGAGGAGAUUUCCGACAUGAUCCAGAUGAAAAACCCGAAUGCAUUUGAUCCCAGGAUUAUUGUUAGUGUUCAAGAUGCAACGGCAGCUGAUCCCCAGAGCUCUACUAGUGCUAUUUCAGACCCAAAAAACACCUCCGAUGCAAUGCCGGGCAAUGAACAACGGAAGCAUGCCAAAGGGUGCAGCUGCAGGAAGUCCAAGUGCAGCAAACUCUACUGUGAAUGCUUCAAGAACAGUGUGGGGUGCACUGCAAAAUGCAAGUGCCUAGAGUGCAGUAACAGCUUCGGAGUAAAAAAUAGUGAAUCAAGCAACAAACCAGAUCCAGAUGAUAAGAGUGCUACUGACGGCCUGACACAUGAAGAAACAACUACGGAAAACAUCACGCUACCUGGGGAAACCUGGAACUCUGAUCCAAACAAACGCCCAAGAUAUUUUUGACAAACUGACAACAACUUUCAUAUCAUGAUGAUUUACCGUCCUCCAGGCAGUGAUCACUUUCUGCCAAAAAAAACGCAACUGUAAACACAACCAGGUUUCAGUAUCGAGGGGUAUCUAUACAUUAAUUC
Messenger RNA from Oryza sativa Japonica Group (Japanese rice), 943 nucleotides. RefSeq names its product protein tesmin/TSO1-like CXC 4. Gene Ontology annotation, cellular component: nucleus. Lineage: Eukaryota; Viridiplantae; Streptophyta; Magnoliopsida; Poales; Poaceae. Gene Ontology annotation, biological process: regulation of DNA-templated transcription. The record is from RefSeq and is a predicted model, not a curated record.